CCCACAACAAAACCAGGGCCUCUGCUGCAAACUACAGCCAGGAGCCGCACUGGGCCACAGACAGACGGGUCCUGUCGGGGGGGCUUCUGUCCGUCAGGCACACACACAUAGUUCGUUGGAUUUGAAUGUGUUGUGAUACAUUUUGAAAAAAUGACCACCAACGAGGAUGUGAGACUGUUUGACACCACAGCUGCCACACAGGACUCUCGGGGAGAUGACGCGAGGUCGAGCCAGGAGCAAGAGGAGAGACGGAUCCUGACGGCCUGGAAAAGCAUGUCCUCCACUCUCCAUCGACACAGUCUGUGUGAGGACUCCGCAGCUCCAGGACCAGCUCAGUCUUUCCUGGCCCAGCAGAGACAGUCCACCCUGACCAGGAGGGUGCUCCGACUACAGCCCAGGUAGGAGGCCUCAUGUGCAGGGAGAGACGGAGGAGAUCAGGAUGAAGAGCAAGAGUAUGGAAGAAGGAGAGAAGGUUUUUUUCCUGUUUGACCUUGGUUCUCACUAAUGUUUGCUGCUACCACCUCCAGCUGGUCAAUGUUGGUACUACAGUAAAUAUUAAA
This is a messenger RNA of Platichthys flesus (European flounder), 560 nucleotides long. RefSeq names its product protein Hook homolog 3-like. Gene Ontology annotation, molecular function: microtubule binding. Lineage: Eukaryota; Metazoa; Chordata; Actinopteri; Pleuronectiformes; Pleuronectidae. The record is from RefSeq and is a predicted model, not a curated record. The transcript is spliced from 3 exons. The coding region runs from base 151 to 402 and encodes 83 amino acids. Gene Ontology annotation, biological process: cytoplasmic microtubule organization.